Batrachochytrium dendrobatidis JAM81 is the source of this 1785-nucleotide messenger RNA. RefSeq lists its product as uncharacterized. The transcript has a single exon. Gene Ontology annotation, cellular component: cell periphery; cell septum. Gene Ontology annotation, molecular function: chitin synthase activity. The record is from RefSeq and is a predicted model, not a curated record. NCBI's taxonomy places the organism in Eukaryota, Fungi, Chytridiomycota, Chytridiomycetes, Rhizophydiales. Bases 1 to 1785 code for a protein of 594 amino acids.
AUGGAGGCAAACAUUAUUGGGCCAUCUAUCAACAACGAACCCAGUCUGUUGCGAUCAUUGAUUCUUGUGCCUUGUUUUUCUGAAUCAAAAACCUCGCUGACCAACACUCUCGACUCGAUCGUAACUACAGACUAUCCCGUGUCGCACAAGACUAUUUUGGUUGUGGCUGAUGGUAUGGUCAAAGGAGCUGGAAAUCAAAAAAUGACACACGAGUACUUGAUAGACAUGAUGGAAAUAGAUCGCCGAUUUCUUCAUGAAGUCGACAGGAAUGGCAAACCAAAUGCGUAUAGCUACGUGUCUAUUGGAGAGGGAAAGAAACGUAAAAACUAUGCUCGAGUAUAUGCUGGAUGGUAUGCACAUUCCUCACUCCGUGCCAAACCCGAUCCAAAACGUCGUGAUAACCAACAACCAAUGCCAAAGAACCAGGAAAUGCUAUCCAAACGAGUUCCUAUAAUUCUUAUCAUCAAAGUGGGUACUGAAGAAGAACGUUUGCCACAAAACAUGCUACUAAAACCAGGCUGUCGAGGAAAGCGUGAUUCUCAAGUUUUGCUUAUGAGUUUUUUAUCAACCGUCAUUUCCAAUGGACGCAUGACUGAAUUGGAGUUUGAACUUUUUUACAAGCUGUGGAAAAUCACAGGAGUGCAUCCUGCAAACUACGAAGUCGUAUUGAUGAUUGAUGCCGACACGUCGAUUGCUCCAAAUAGCAUUACUCGCCUUGUCAGCUGCAUGACUGCAGAUUCUCGUAUUAUUGCUGCAUGUGGUGAAACUACAAUUUCCAACAAGUUUGAAUCAUGGAUCACCAUGAUCCAGGUAUACGAGUACUACAUUUCCCAUCACUACAGUAAGGCGUUCGAGUCUGCCUUGGGUUCAGUGACAUGUCUUCCUGGCUGCUUUUCAAUGUAUCGCAUCACGGUUCCUUCAGCUACUGGCGUUAAUAUACCCAUUCUAGCUCACACGUCACUCAUUGACUACUAUUCUGAAAACGUGGUUGAUACUCUUCAUAAAAAGAAUUUACUACUUCUUGGCGAAGAUCGAUACUUGACUUGUCUUUUGCUUAAACUAUUUCCCCGACGCAGUCUUGUAUAUACUCCUCUUGCGGUUUGUCAAACGACCGUACCAACCACAUUCAAAGUACUCUUAUCUCAACGCCGCAGAUGGAUCAACUCUACUGUUCACAACCUUUUAGAACUACUUAUGGUUAAUACACUUUGCGGUACACUCUGUCUAAGCAUGCAAGGCAUUAUUUUUCUGGAACUCAUUGGAACCGUAGUAAUGCCUGUGGCAGUUCUUUUGCUCGUAUACGUGAUUGUGCUGUCGAUUGUCACAAAAGCAACAUCCCUCAUUGCCAUUCUAUUUAUCGUAUCGAUGAUCUGUCUUCCGCCUACAUUAGUUUUAAUUACAAGUCGACGUAUCGAGCAGUUUUUUUGGUUUGCGUUGUAUAUGGCUGCAUUGCCCCUCUGGCAGUUUGUUUUGCCUUUAUACGCGUUUUGGCACUUUGACGACUUUACUUGGGGAUCUACUAGACAAUUGCAUGAUCAUAGAGAAAGUAUGUACAAAGAGAAGAAUGCGGCAGGACCAGGCAGGUUUGAUGCCAAUGGUAUCAAGGAAUUGCGGUGGAAAGAUUGGGUUAUUAUUCGACAACAAGGGCAGCGACCAGCUAUGCUUCAAAACGGGCCGCCAGCUGGAUAUCGCAAUGGAGCGCAGGGUCAUUUUCCAGAUCAAAUACGCAAUGUUUCUCCUUUAAAUAGAAACAAUAGCAACAACAGAGGCAUGCAUCCAAGCUAG